AAUUAAAACUUCUAAAGGUAUGCUUUACAAUAGUCUAAAAGAGGUUUUCUGCUUUCCUAAAACUUAUUUUUGAAUAAUGUUCUAAUAUUCUUUGAUGUAAUGUCUCAUAAGUAAUUAGGUUUACUACAAUAACACUCUGAGGGCACCAAGUCAUUGCACCUGGCCCUGGGGACUGAAAUUUUGAUUUCUCGAAAAUAGGUAUAUCGAGCAAGUCAGGCGUUGGCCUGUCUCCGGCCCGGCGCCGCCCCGGUGACGGUGGCGACGCCUGGGGUCAGCUGCGCUCACAGCAGGGGGCGGGGCCGCCAGUCAUCGGCCGGACUGUGUUCCCGGCGGCGCCAGACGCUCCUCAAGGUCGCCAGCAGUAACCGACCAACUAUUGACUGAGCUGGAGCGUGACACACCGCGCCCCGCGGUCCCGACCACGCGCUGAGGAACAUGGAGGUCACUGAGAGAGUCGCUAAUCCCGCCAAAUACCGGGUGCACCUCCACAUUCACCUGGAUGGCGCCAUCCGCCCCUCCACCAUCUGGGAGCUGAGCAGACAGAAGAAUUUACCGCUGCCUGGAAAUGGAAGCCUGAGGGAGCUCGAAGAGACUAUGAAAAUUCGCUCGCCGGUGGACUUGGCAAACUACCUAGCCAGAUUCAAAUGGAUCUGCCCAGCAGUCAUGUACGAUGAUAACUGUCAACUGAUCAAUGCUUUCCUAGGUAUUAUUGGAGAACAGGGAAAUUAGAAUAGUUUUUAAUCAUGUGAACGGGAACCGGAGGGUGCAUGUAAGUCGAACUAUAUGGUGGUGUGUGGUUUCAGUAUUGUUGUAAAAGGCCACCCUUUUUAUGUUCGGUCUUUUACGCAAAUAUAUAGAUUAGAUAAUAGAUAUAGAUUAGUCCGAAACCUUACAUUUUUAGUGGGUAUACCUACCCAUGUCAGAUUUCUGUGUCUAAUAUGUCAAAUUAAAAAUGUCAGGUUUCUCACUAAACAAUAAGCACAAAUUAGCACAUAUGUAGCAGCUAAGGAAACACGGCUGUGUUUCGGGACAUGCACUGUCUGAGGUCUCAUUCAAAAAUAAUUAAACGCACUUGAGUCGUCUAAGCAACUAGUAUCGCCAAAUUGCAUCAGACGAUUUCACAAAAUCACCCGAGUAUACCGCCGCAGGGGGGACCUGGCCGCGAUGGAGCGCGUGGCGUUCGAGUUUGUCGAGGACGAGGCUGGUAGCGCGGUGCUGUACACGGAGCCGCGGUUCAGCCCGCACCUGCUGGUGGGCGCCGGCGGCCAGGUGACGGCCCGCCAGGUGACGGAGGCGGUGCUGCGCGGCCUGGCGCGCGGUCAGCAACAGUUCGGCGUCACCGCCCGCCUCCUGCUCUGCUGCGUCCGCGGGUUUUCCGAAUACUACGACGACGUCUUGGAGAUGUGCACUGAGUUCUGGGACAAGGGAGUGGUCGGAAUGGACAUUUCGGGAGACGAGGCAACCGCCACGACCGAAGAUGGCGACAUGCACAGUUCUGAGCAGCUACUGCAGAGGGAGAUUGCACUGUUCCAGGAGGCGGCCCGCCGCGGGAUCCACCGCACCGUGCAUUCAGGGGAGGCGGGCCCCGCCUACAUGGUGCAAAUAGCGCUCGAUAAGAUGCACGCCGAGCGGAUCGGUCACGGCUACCACGUGCUGGAGGAUAAGGAGCUGUAUAAACGCUGUAUCAAGGAACGCGUCCACUUCGAGUGCUGCCCCUCCUCCAGCCACCUGACGGGCUCGGUACCGCUCACACAGACCAAACACCCUGUUCAAAGAUUCUACGAAGACGGCGUCAGUUUCUCGGUGAACGUGGACGACCCGACCGUGAUCCAGGGGAAUAUGGACAGCGAGUAUUCGCUGAUGCGCCGAAUGGGCUUCAACGAGGCCAUGUUUGCUACCAUGAACUUCCAUGCGGCCAAAGCAUGUUUCCUGCCCGAGAAUGAGAAGAAAGAGCUUUUGGAGAAGAUUUGUAAGGCAUUUGGAUUCCCUGAAACGUACUGAAGAGCGGUUGCACUCGCACCAGAGGCACGUGAAUGGCUCAUGAAUCCGUAAAUCGAUUCCAAAUCGAUUCAACAUUGCUCAUGAAACGAAUAAAUGACGGCUAUGUAUGAUGAUUCGUGAUGAUUCAACGUUGUGUUUCUACAUCCAGUGACCAGUCAUUAUCAAACCAAGCCGGUCAAACAUGAUUUUGAUUGAAAUACACCUGUCAAAAACAA
Messenger RNA from Amphibalanus amphitrite, 2216 nucleotides. RefSeq names its product adenosine deaminase-like. The transcript is spliced from 9 exons. Gene Ontology annotation, cellular component: external side of plasma membrane; cytosol. The record is from RefSeq and is a predicted model, not a curated record. Bases 1165 to 2001 code for a protein of 278 amino acids. Gene Ontology annotation, molecular function: adenosine deaminase activity. Gene Ontology annotation, biological process: inosine biosynthetic process; hypoxanthine salvage; adenosine catabolic process. NCBI's taxonomy places the organism in Eukaryota, Metazoa, Arthropoda, Thecostraca, Balanomorpha, Balanidae.